UUUACUAACAUUUUUAAUAUUGAAAUGGACUCAGAUAAUAGCGAAAAAUACGAUAGUGUUUGGUUAAUUUUAACAUCUGUGUAUGCUUUGUAUCGCAUACCAAUUGAGGAACCUUUCGCAUUCUCAGCUCAUUUACUAGGACUUUGGCAUGGAAUAAUAAGUUUUUAUAAGCAUUCAUUGUAUGGCACAAGACACUUAAUGCCGAACUCCGAAGAGCGUAUUGCACGGGUCGAAGAAGCUAAUACUCGUUCAGUAUAUCUAAUGCAAUUUGCAUAUAUACCAUUGAUUAAUAUUGAAUUAUAUAUGGGUUCAGUCACUGAAAUGCAAUUCUUACUUUUACCGGAGGAGGAGAAAACUGAAGAUAAAAGAGCCAAUAUUAUUAAGUUGUGGGAUUUGACUUAUUACGGUUAUCUAGCUUCUUUACUAUAUUAUUCGUAUUCCAGGGAAAGUAUAUUGGGCUUUUUGCUUAUUGCUGCUGCUUCUAUAACAUAUUACGGUCCUAGACAUUUGAUUCCAGAAGAAGAAACUAGCGAAUUAUUGGGUGAAUCGGCAUUUGCAUUAUUAAGCGCUUUUCUUUUUGGAAAUUAAACUUUUUCGAAUAUAGUACCACUAUUUUAAGACUGAACUCUAACAAUAAAAA
Molecule: messenger RNA, 640 nt
Organism: Teleopsis dalmanni
Lineage: Eukaryota; Metazoa; Arthropoda; Insecta; Diptera; Diopsidae
Exons: 2
Coding region: 25-588 (187 amino acids)
Source: RefSeq, a predicted model, not a curated record